This is a messenger RNA of Myxocyprinus asiaticus (Chinese sucker), 1433 nucleotides long. RefSeq names its product transcription factor 24-like. Gene Ontology annotation, molecular function: protein dimerization activity; DNA-binding transcription factor activity, RNA polymerase II-specific; RNA polymerase II transcription regulatory region sequence-specific DNA binding. Lineage: Eukaryota; Metazoa; Chordata; Actinopteri; Cypriniformes; Catostomidae. The transcript is spliced from 3 exons. The record is from RefSeq and is a predicted model, not a curated record. The coding region runs from base 198 to 809 and encodes 203 amino acids. Gene Ontology annotation, biological process: developmental process; regulation of transcription by RNA polymerase II.
ACACUUGUCAGCUCUUUGUGUUUUCCAAUAAAUUAGAGACUCCUGAGACUUUACGCACUCAUUCAGGUGAGGACUCUGCGUGUGCACGGACAUAUAUCUCUACUUUCCGCUGUGACUGGAUAUUUGUAUAUUUUUGCAAAGGGAAAGUGACUGUUCUUUCACUACGGAGCUUUUGCCGAGCAGCGCAACGAAACUUUAUGCAAGAGAAGUUUUUAUGCCUUGACGUUUGGUUUUUAGGACAGCACACAAACGACAAUACAGAUAAAGAAGCUGGAAGACAGACAAUCCAUAUGGAUGGCAGUGGUUCUGUGACAGUUAUGGAUGACAGUCCCGCAUCCAGCCCCAACUCAAGCCCCAGUCCUGACACGCUCUCAGCGGACAGCCGGCGCACAGAGGCCCUGUCUCGCUCCAGGGUGGUCCCGUCCGGUGGCCUUGGUGGCAGAGGGCGACCGGCAGCAGCCAACGCGGCGCGCGAGAGAAGUCGCGUGCAGACCCUCAGACACGCGUUCCUCGAGCUACAGAGAACAUUACCAUCGGUGCCACCGGACACCAAACUAUCCAAACUCGACGUUUUGAUACUGGCAACCACAUACAUAGCGCAUUUAACGAGAACCUUGCAAGAGGAGGGAAUGGAAGAGGGGGAGAACACAAAACAAACCGAAGCUUUAAACUCACUCAAAGGAGAUGGUUACUUACAUCCCGUGAAAAAAUGGCCAAUGCGUUCAAGGUUAUAUAUCGGUGCCACUGGCCAGUUCCUGGGAAACUCAAAUGAAAAUCAAGGGGCGUCUUCGUCGUCAUCACAAAUAUAGAUCAUUUGCACGUGAGACUUUUUGAGAUAACGAUGACAAAAAUGAAGGUUAAAAUUAUUGCUGGAUUUUUAAAUGGUUUUUUUUUUUUUUUUUUUUUUUUUUUGGGUGGAGAACUCCAUGACAGUAUUUUUGUUGCAUAAAUGGUUUAGUGACAGCCUUAAACUUAAGAAGGUUGUUUUACGCAGCAGCUCAACAAAAAUUCAAUUUAUGUUUUUCAUAUUGAAAUGAGGAUCAGUUAGCAGUGAAUGGUGCCAUAUACUUGGAUGUGCAUAUUAAUAUAUCCCUAUUAUUUCAAAUAUGUAAAUAAGAUUAAAAUAUUAAACAAAUUGUGUGUUUUGAAAAGGCUGAAAAAGCUGUGGAUCUGUUCAGACUUCCGUACCUUGCAGUUCUGUACUUGUUGGUAAAAUUGUACUCCGUGUGUUGGGUUAAUGAGCUGUCAUGCUUGAGCUGUUGGCUAUGCACUUUCUGUUACAACAUUUGCACUAAAUGCAUGUGUGAAUAACUAAACAUUCGUCAUGUGAAGUGGUCUGUCAAAGUCGCAACAAUAGCAUCACGGUCCCCUUUUCACUCUUCUUCAUUCUUUUUUCGCGUGAAUUGGUGCAAGUGUACAUGUGGAAUGGUAAA